UCGAAUUGGGCUGCUGUCGAGCCUCCUCCUCCUCCUCCUCCUCUACGGUUUGCUUGCGGGGCAGAGAACUAAUCGUUUGCCUGGCUAGAAGCGCCAGGGCCGUCCUGUCCCCUUUCCUAGCCCAGGCAACUGGAAACUCUUGGAAGGAAGAUGGCGAGCGUUGGAGAUUUGCCUGAAGGGGUCUUGCUGGACGUGCUGUCUCUGGUCCCUUCGAAGGACCUCAUUUGCAACUGCAGGCUGGUUUGUUCCCAGUGGAGAGACCUGGUGGACUUGCCAAUUUUGUGGAAGCGCAAGUUCGAGCAGGAAGACAGUGCCUCCGACUGGAAGGAGUCCAAGAUCUUCUACAUUCUCUGCCACAUGGAGAAGAACUUAAUCCAGAAUCCUUGUGGCGAAGAAGGCUUGGACUCUUGGGAAAUCGAGGUUCCCCCAGAAGGCCAGUGGAAAACCGAGGAGGUCUCAGAAAAGGAUUCCUUGGAACUGGAAACAACUGACAUCCUUCUCAGAAAUAUUUACAUGAAAGAUGAGGAUAUACCCUAUCAGCACGUUAAGAAAUGCUUUGUGGCGUGCAACGGGCUCUGCGUCAAGAGUCAACGCAUCACUUUGAAGGAUCACGGCUAUUGGGAUCAACUGAUAGAUGAGAUCAACCCCACUAUUGUGGUGAAGGACUGGUAUUACUACACCCGUCAUUGCCUCUACCGCCUGUGCGUGAAGCUGUUGUCAGCGGACUUCAAAGUCCUCCAAGAAUAUUGUUCCGGAGAUGAGUACAAAUCUGAUUUGAAAGAUAAUGAAUGGCGUGAGGUUUCAUACACGUUUAACAGCUGCCCUGCCGGAGUCCGUCACGUCCUCUUCCAGCACCAGGGCAACUGGGAGCGACCUGGGAGCGGAAUGAGAAUGACCAAAAGCAGCCUUACUCUCGGGCCAUUUUCUUGCUACCAGUUCUUACGCCUUGACACCCGAAGAUCUAACAUCUGCGGCCUACGGUUUCAAACGUCUUCUUCCAACACUGAGCCCAAAACUAUAGCAGAAUGCCAGCUAGAAGCAGACUGAGAACGGCAGCAUCACCACUGGCCAGUUAUCAUUCUUCCUCCAUUUUGGAAAUCCAUCCUGUUAGGACUUCGGUGAACGUGCUUUGAUGCCACAGAAAUCCCUACGUCUGGUGAAAAGCACCUUCAUGCAUUCCUCGUUUCUGAUGUUCUCUGCUCCUCUUAAGAUGUCUGUCUGCAGCUGCUGCCUGUAUGCAAGCUGUGAAUGUUUUUGGAUAUUUAAACAAGACAAAGCAA
Elgaria multicarinata webbii is the source of this 1280-nucleotide messenger RNA. RefSeq names its product F-box only protein 44-like. Gene Ontology annotation, molecular function: ubiquitin protein ligase activity; protein binding. Gene Ontology annotation, biological process: SCF-dependent proteasomal ubiquitin-dependent protein catabolic process; glycoprotein catabolic process. The transcript is spliced from 7 exons. The record is from RefSeq and is a predicted model, not a curated record. The coding region runs from base 151 to 1047 and encodes 298 amino acids. Gene Ontology annotation, cellular component: cytoplasm; SCF ubiquitin ligase complex. Lineage: Eukaryota; Metazoa; Chordata; Lepidosauria; Squamata; Anguidae.